Messenger RNA from Sclerotinia sclerotiorum 1980 UF-70, 2418 nucleotides. RefSeq lists its product as hypothetical. The record is from RefSeq and is a predicted model, not a curated record. NCBI's taxonomy places the organism in Eukaryota, Fungi, Ascomycota, Leotiomycetes, Helotiales, Sclerotiniaceae. Bases 1 to 2418 code for a protein of 805 amino acids. The transcript has 2 exons.
AUGGCAAAGAAGAAGAAUAAGAGCGAAAGCAAUGGCGAUUCUCCAGAGGCCCAAAUCCCCGCGAAUCCCGCGCCAUUACCGGCAUCAGCUACAUCAAUGCCAAAAGCAAAAAAUCCCAAGUCCGCCCAACAGCCAUCAACAUCUGCACUUAUUAUUUGUCGCAACAAGCAUUGGCGUUAUAUCUCCUCCUUCCAUGGGCCAUGGCUACAAUUGCCUCCAGAAGUUUUAGAAUCUCUCGCAAAUAACAAUUAUGCCCUUCCCCGGCCUCGGCCGAUUGACCCCGCGGUCUUCUUCGAUAUUUUUAAGAUUCGUCAGCUCGUUGACGAUGCUACGAAUCUGGCGGUGCGCGCCGCCAGCGGUGUAACAUCAUCUUCUCUUUCAAAUUCUCUCAAUGCUGGGAAUGGAUUAUUAGGGAACGGCGGCACGGCGCUGGGUCUGGGGAUUGGGGGAGGAGGCGGGAAUGCGAAAUUAAGUAAAGAACGAAAACAUCGGAUGCGGGAACAGGCCACUCAAAAGCUAUCGAAGGCAUAUCAUCUGGAUGAAAUUGCAUGUAGUGUUGCGACCAUGCAAUCUGCGUCUACACUGGAGGAUGUAGCCCAGCUUGUCCUGCAGAGAAAUCCCAAUGAUUCGGAUGCCAAAUACGUUCACUUUUUUCAUGAGAAGAUCCCUUCGCGGCAGUUGGCAGAAUGUACAAGUCUGCAACCUCUGGACGAAGCCAUAGCAGAUAGUCCGAGCGAAGGCGAGAUAUUAAGGACUCGAGCUGUUACAAAAAUAUUCAAGGAGGAUUUUGUGGGAGCGGCACAAGAUCUUACUUCUGCUUUACAAGUCUGUAGAUAUUAUCAGAACCAGCACAAGGCAGGUCGACAGCAAAUUCAGCUAGCAAGUGAAGCUGCAGCUGAAGCUCAGCGAAAACAAAGUGGUAGAUGGAGAGACGAAUUUAAGUUAGACGAAGAGGACCACCCAAGUAGUCUUGAGACCCAACUCCUGUUCCACCGUGCCGGUGUUUACUUGACUAUCGCUUGUCAACAUGUUGAUGCUGCUCUAUCACAUACGCACUCCCAUGGAGACUUAAUUUCAUGGGAAGAUAUAGACAAGACCAUGAAAAGUCCUUGGCCUUCCAAUGAAGAUUCAAGUAAUGGAGAAAAAACUAAUGGAAAGACAAACGGGACCCAUGAUGCCGCAAAUGAAGCACCCGAGAUAACCUCAGCCGAAAAAGAAGCACAUCGAAAACGUAUGGAGUCACGGAAAAUUGUGAAGACAAAUGCGAAGAGGGCAUUAAAAGAUUAUGUAGCAUACUUGUCGCAUCUGGAUUACACCCCUGGCCUUCCAGCCGAGAUCACUGAGGAAUUUGUGCGCAAAGUAAAUUUAGCUGCGAAUGGUUACAAAAUCCCUCGACAACCUCAAAUCAAGCACAACAAGAAAGGGCUGGAUUUGGAAAGUAACGCAUCAUUAAGUAAUGGUCAACUUUCUGAUGCACUUGUACCUCAUACUGGCCACAAUGGAAGAAGUCGGCCUCAAUCUAGUACUUCUCGACCGCAUGAUUUACCGUCUCUACCUCCACCCAAGGUCUACCAAAUAUCGUCCUUAUUCUCUGCAACCCCGCCCGCUGAUCUUCCUCCUUACCCAGAAACAGCCACAGCCUUAACAACUAAGCAGCAACUUCGCGCGUCCCAUUCCGAGGCAGCUCAGCAUAUACUUGCUCAAGCCGAUUGCCACGAAGCUCUUACCUAUCACCCCCUCUUAACAGAUGCGCUCCAUUCUCUUUUACUUUGUCACUGCCUUGUACAGACCUCUGCCCGUGAACUUCAACGGCACGCACACAUGGUCGCGCGACUAGCCCGUGUUUGCGACGGCUAUCCUAUUUUUCAAGCAUCAAGAUCUCCAUCUCGUGCCGACUGGAUUGAAGUAAUACGCCGCAACGAUAACUGGAUCUCUCUUGCCGCCUCUUGGGAAACUCUUUGCGCACCUGCACCAUUACCGGGCCAAGCUUCAAGUAAUCAACAGAAAGAAACGGCUGCGGAAAAGAAAGAAAGAUUAAAACAGCAAGCCAUAAUGGAAGCACUUGAGGAUGAUCGUGUCCACGAUGAAGCAAGUUUUCAUGCGGCAGUAGCAGCUAGACAAAGGAGACAGGAAGAGGAAGCUAGAAAGGCUGAGGGAAGAGAACUGCCAAAGAGGUGGGCACAGGAGGAUGGAAAGGAGUAUCCUAUCAGUACUGAUAGGGCCCAGGCAAUCGUUAGAUGGAUCCGAGAAGCUCCCGUUGGGGGUGAUGGUACUGGGCUAAAGAAGAAGAAGAGAGGUGUUAGAGGAAAGGGGAAAAGCAGCUUGAAUGGAACAGUGGCUGGUAUACAGGAUAUAAAAGCCGAUGGCGAGACAGAAGGCAAUGAAGAAUUUGAGACGAUUGAGGAAGAGGUCGAUUAA